AAUAGCAGUUCAAAAGAAUUUACUAUUGGUCACCCACACAUGUCCCACACAGAAAUGAAUCCCCUGGGCAUUACUUUAGUUCUGGGACUACUGGCGGGGGUCUGGGCUCAGAUCAAUGUGGUACGACCUCAGUGCGACUCCCCUGAGGCAGAGGAGGCUGCUCUGGUGGCUCGGGAUUACCUUAAUACCCAGCACACUCAUGGUUACAAGUAUGCACUGAACAGGAUUGAGGACAUCAAGAUCCAUACUAAGCCUGAUGGAGACAACACAUACAUGCUGGAAAUUGAACUGCUGGAGACUGACUGUCAUGUGUUGGAUCCCACACCUCUUGCCAACUGCACAGUCAGGCCAAAAAUAUUGACGGCAGUAGAAGGUGACUGUGAUGUGGUGCUAAAGAGGGUUGGUGGAGCUCUGACUAUCACAGCAUUUAAGUGUAAAACAGAAGAAUCAACAGAGGACCUAUGUGUGGGCUGUCCUACCCUCCUUCCCCUAAAUGACACCACAGCACUGGAGUUUGUCCAAGCCUCUCUGGCAACUUUCAACAACAUGACUGUGAAUGGAACAUACACUGUUAUGGAGGUUGGAAGGAUGUCAUCACAGGUUGUGUCUGGUGGGCCAAUCUAUUUCGCAGAAUAUGUUGUAGUUGAGGCUAAUUGCAUUGAUGAUGCCUGCGUGCCCCUGAAUGACACCAUGGCCGCACGUGGUAUUUGUACUGCCAAAGGUUUGAGCACUGAUCACACAGUGGACUGCAAGAUGUUUUUAACUCUGAUGCCUGUUGUAGAUAACAGCACUGCAGCCAUGCCUCCAGCAGUCCACGUACACACAGGCAGCCUGUCACCCAUGCAUGGUCUGAGGCACCACAAACUGACUACUCUGCAUGACCCUCAUCUCAGUGGCCUUUUGUCUGAAUCAGCAGAGUCAGCUGAAGUUGUACCUGUAGCCCCCACAGUGGUUGAUGCUGGUGUAGCUUCUGCACCUGCUGCCGAUCCAGCAUCACCAACUGCUGCUGAUCCUGCUGACGCUGGAUCGGCCUCAGAUUCCUCAGCCAGUGCUGAGGUUCCCGUUGUUGUAGUGAAGAGAGAUGUAUCUGCCCCUGCAAUUGUUGACACUGUGACUCAAACAGACCCCAUUGCUCUUGUGCCAGUGUGCCCAGGAAGGGUCAGAUUCUUCUAGUAUUUAGGUCCAAAAGACUACUUCAUUUAUACUUCAGCUACACUGGCACUAGAGUAAUUUAUGACUAAUUGAUAACAUGUUAGGUAGCUGUAACACCAAUACAAUUCCUACAAGUUAAAUUGUCACAAACAAGCAUUAUGCAUAGUUAGACUACCCUUAAAAAUGUAUAAAAAAAUGGGAUGGAUGAUAAAGAUUUGCAUUUGAUGUUACUGAAUAAAUCUUUCAAGGCU
This is a messenger RNA of Perca flavescens (yellow perch), 1403 nucleotides long. RefSeq names its product alpha-2-HS-glycoprotein 2 (gene ahsga). Gene Ontology annotation, biological process: negative regulation of endopeptidase activity. NCBI's taxonomy places the organism in Eukaryota, Metazoa, Chordata, Actinopteri, Perciformes, Percidae. The transcript is spliced from 8 exons. The record is from RefSeq and is a predicted model, not a curated record. Gene Ontology annotation, cellular component: blood microparticle; extracellular matrix; extracellular region. Gene Ontology annotation, molecular function: cysteine-type endopeptidase inhibitor activity. Bases 40 to 1173 code for a protein of 377 amino acids.